GCAAAGCUGCACACAGCGGAGAGACGAAUGAGGUGAAAGGAUAGCAGAGGUGACAGCUCUUAGACUGUUGGCAGCAUGUGACUAACUCUCACCGACAAAGUCUGUGUGGCAGGAACAGUGGGAGGACAAGACAAUCACCGCAGAGGAAAAAUAAAAAAAACAACAAGAGGAGAACAGAGUCAAGCCAGCAGAGGACUGCAGCCGAAACUAAACCAUUGCCACCAAGGAACGUAAGGGACAGUUAUCAAAAAGGUAAACUUUGCAACAGUAAAUCCAAAGAAGGGAAAGGCGGAAGGUGAACCAUGUGAAAACAUCUCUGCCAGGUCUCCCAACAGCUUGCAGCAGUGUCAGCAGAGCAGUUUUGUUAAGCCAUUUUUAGGGCCUACUCUCAGAAAGAGCAAUGCCUCUGUUCAGCUGGAUGAAGUGGUUGCAUCAAACGAAAGCGCAGACUGAAGAAUCUCUGAACAGAACAGAGGUCGUGCCCAGUCAUAUGCUGCUCGCAGAGCUCCUUUGGCACAUAGAGGAGCGAGAACGUCUGGCCAGACAACUGGAGCGAGAGAACAGGCUGGCCCACAGUGCCCUGGGUCUCCGCUGGUUUCAGAAACACCCAAGGCUACAAACACUACUCUCGUCGUCAGAGCUACACCAGCUAGAGUUCCUCUGUUCUCAGGUUCCCCAGAUCCACACAGCAACAGUCAUCUCCAGGUUUCGUGAAGUUCUUGGUACCAACGACGUACGGCCCUGGGAGCUGGCGUCUGUCUUCAAGCACAUUCUGAUAGACUUCCUCAACCAAAGAGAAUAUAGUGAAGAAGACAGCCUGUCAAUGGCGGUUUGGAGAAGCCAGUGCGAGCGGCAGUGCUUUGUCACUCCCAUUACACCCCAGUGGGGAGGUCAACAGAGGGAAGAGAUCCCAACAGUUUCUGGAUAUGUGGAUCGAGCCAUGAGGCACUCAACUUCAUUCACGCCCAGCGGGGUCUGGGAUCUUCCGUAUUACUACCCCGGGCCUCGACGACCCAAAGGAGAGAGCACAACACUGUGAGGGGACACACCUCUUCACAGCUUUGACUGCUACAUAAGUAAACUGUGGCAUGGAGACAGAGUUCCAUUUAUAGCAUUACUUAACAAAAUGUGAAAACAUCCUAUAAAAUACUGAGGAUGAA
Messenger RNA from Cyprinodon variegatus (sheepshead minnow), 1160 nucleotides. It is a transcript of the gene rd3l, whose product is annotated as retinal degeneration 3-like. The transcript has 3 exons. NCBI's taxonomy places the organism in Eukaryota, Metazoa, Chordata, Actinopteri, Cyprinodontiformes, Cyprinodontidae. The coding region runs from base 401 to 1039 and encodes 212 amino acids. The record is from RefSeq and is a predicted model, not a curated record.